Colletes gigas is the source of this 2512-nucleotide messenger RNA. RefSeq names its product hemicentin-1-like. Lineage: Eukaryota; Metazoa; Arthropoda; Insecta; Hymenoptera; Colletidae. The record is from RefSeq and is a predicted model, not a curated record. The transcript is spliced from 14 exons. Bases 1 to 2433 code for a protein of 810 amino acids.
AUGCUGUGGAUAUUGAUCGCAGUGACGUGCAUCGAGGUAUCGACCUUUGCCAACGCACAGUCGAGGAAAGCUACUUUUACACAGGAAGAUGGGAACAACGCCGAGUCCGAGCAUCCGAUACCUAUGGAGUCGAUACAAGGGGUGGCAGGACAGAGGGCGAAUUUUCCCUGUAAUAUACAACCCCGUGAGCCGAACGACGCCGUCUCUAUGGUGUUGUGGUUCAAAGAGGGCAGAAGCGAACCGCUCUACAGCUACGACGCGAGGAAUCGACCGUUCGCCAAAGCGAAAGUAUGGAGCGCCGAGACCUUCUGGGGCGACAGGGCGUCUUUCAAAGCGAGCCCACCCGCCCAGCUGACGAUUCGAGACCUGCAGAAGAGCGACGAGGGCGUGUUCCGGUGCAGAGUCGAUUUUCGCAACUCUCCGACCAGGAAUUUCAAGGUCAACUUCACCGUUAUCGUGCCGCCAGCCAAGCCGAUAAUCUACGACGCGAAGAGGAGAGACAUGAGCAAACUACUCGAGGCCUAUCCCGAAGGAGCCGACCUCUUCCUUGUUUGCGAGGUGCACGGAGGUAAACCCAGACCUCGAGUAACGUGGUAUCUGGAGUCGCAGAUAAUUGAUGCGCAGUCGGAGGUUCGGGAGACCCAAGGGCCAGGGGGUGAAACCAACUCUGUAACCAUAAGCAACGUGACGCUGAAGGGUCUCACGAGAAACCACUACCACGCCAAAUUGUUCUGCAAGGCGAGCAAUACUCAUUUAGCACCGCCGCUCACCACCGUUGUCAUCAUCGAACUUUACAUGAAGCCGCUGAAAGUCGAAAUUAUGGGGAAGGACAAGAUCCUAUCGGCAGGGAAGAAGUACGAGACUAGGUGUCAGAGCACGGGAUCAAAGCCGUCGGCCGUUUUAACCUGGUGGAAAGCUUCGAAGCAGCUCAAGAGGACGAUCAGAAACUUUCAGGAGGACGGGACGAGCGUGAGCAUACUGCAAUGGACACCGUCGGCCGAAGACGAGGGAAUGUUUCUCGUGUGUCGGGCGACGAAUCCAAAGCUGCAAGAGGCCGGUAUCGAAGAACGAUGGAAGCUGAAAGUGCACUUUUCCCCUAUCGUCACUCUGAAGAUGGGCUCGUCGUUGAAUCCGAAGAACAUCAAGGAAGGCGAAGACGUUUACUUCGAAUGCAACGUUAGGGCGAAUCCUAGGGCUUACAAAUUGGCGUGGUUUCACGAGGAAGAAGAGCUCCAUUACAACGUCACCGCCGGCAUAGUGCUCUCGGACCACUCUCUGGUGCUUCAGAGUAUAACUCGAGAAUCUGGCGGAAAGUACACCUGCAUGGCCGUCAAUGUCGAGGGUCGCGCUAGUUCUAACACAAUGAAUCUCCAGGUUAUGUUCGCUCCUAUUUGUAAGCACGUUGUAAAUUCCGCCGGUUGGAGGUACCAAAACGCGACACCGCCGCCCUUGAAUCUCCCCGAGGAGAUCCACGGGGCCUUAAAACACGAGACCAUCAGCUUAGUCUGCGAAGUGGAGGCCAACCCAACGUCCGUCACCUUCCACUGGACCUUCAACAGCAGCGGAGAUCUCAACGAUAUUCCGUCCACAAAGUAUACUAACGAAGGCACUUCGAGUAGACUGAAUUACACGCCCUCGUCCGACAUGGAUUACGGGACGUUGGGCUGUUGGGCCAGCAACGUCGUCGGUCCCUCGAAACAGCCCUGUCUCUACCAAGUGAUCGCGGCAGGCAGACCGUACCCGCUGCAAAACUGUACGGCUUACAACCAGACCGGUUCCUGGAUAAGGAUAUCGUGCACGGAGGGAUACGACGGCGGAUUGCCGCAGAAAUUCGUCGCGAUCGUGGACAAACAACGGCUGGAGUCGACGAGCCCUCACUGGGAGCUAGAGCUUCACAAACCGACGACGGUCGCCCUUUACGCGGUCAAUAUGAAGGGCUCCAGCGAUCCGGUGAUCAUGGAACGGGUAGCGCUGAAAGGAGUGGCCAAGUUCACCGGUGAAUCGGUAUCUUCGGUGGACAUGUCGCCGAUUCUGAUUGGCCUAGGCGGUACAGCGACCGGUUUGGGGCUAAUCGUGACCGGGGUGCUGAUGGCGCUUUGGAGAAAACACGCCGCCACCCCGGCGAAACCAAAACCACCCCAACAACCCAGUAUCGCGACUUUCGCUGGCAAAGGCGAAGAGGAAGACGGAAAUCCCGAUCUCAUACCCACGACGGCCUUGACCAAUCAUUUCACAGAUAGAAAGCUUCUACAUUAUGGAUCACUGCCACGAAGGCCGCGUCAUUUGGAAGGACGAGAGAUGUCUCACGAUGUCGUAGAAGAGUCGUCGGAUUAUCCACGAGCAUCGCCAAACACGUUUUACAGUCUCCAGAGGCCGCAACGAUAUUCGGAGACGGUCAUCAGGAGCGCGGCGAUCCAGGAAAGCUGCAUUUAAUAAUAAAAACAACGACAAAGAAAGAGAACGGUCCUGGCGUCGCGCUGGCAAAGGAAAACGAAAUUCAUCGUGGAUCGCG